Molecule: messenger RNA, 2448 nt
Organism: Phragmites australis (common reed)
Lineage: Eukaryota; Viridiplantae; Streptophyta; Magnoliopsida; Poales; Poaceae
Product: protein ANTI-SILENCING 1-like
Exons: 11
Coding region: 315-1910 (531 amino acids)
Molecular function (GO): RNA binding; chromatin binding
Source: RefSeq, a predicted model, not a curated record
CCGUCCCAGACAGCCGAAGUGGGCUUUUGCUAGUUCUGCUUCCGAUACUGUGGCAACUGUGCGUUUUCUUUCUCCUUGCCAGAUGAAGCAGCCGACGUCCAAGCUCCAUUAGGCCUAGGCGGCGCAGCCGCAGCGAAGGCAACCGUCCGCAGGGCACACACCCUCCUCAAACUACCCUCCCUCCGCCUCACCAGUCACCAACUCCAAUCCCGCAGCGCGGUCUCCGGCUAUCUGGGAGCCCAGCCCCUUCCGCUCCGACGAACCCAAACGGCAUAUGGUAAGCAGAGAGUGAGAUACUACGUACCGUUGCCAGAAUGGAUGAGAGUAGUGAGAAAAUCCAAUUUUCAUGGGGGAAGCGUAGAGGAAAAGGUGGUGCCAAGAUGGAUACACAGUUUUAUGACUCCUUCACAUUUGACAAUGUGAAGUAUUCAUUGUAUGACUGCGUGUAUCUUUUUAAGAGUGGUGAUCCUGAACCAUAUAUUGGAAAAAUAGUGAAGAUUUGGGAGCAAAAUCAAGCUAAGAAAGUAAAAAUUCUUUGGUUUUUCCUCCCUGAUGAGAUCCAGAAGUAUUUAGGAGGCCCUGUGAUGGAAAAGGAGAUUUUUCUCGCUUCCGGUGAUGGUAUCGGGCUUGCAGAUAUCAACCCACUGGAAGCUAUUGCUGGCAAAUGUACUGUUAUAUGCAUUUCAAAGGAUGAGAGGAAUCGUCAACCUUCCCCAUCGGAACAAGCAAUGGCUGAUUAUAUUUUCUAUAGGUUCUUUGAUGUUAGAAAUUGCACACUUUCUGAUCAGCUACCUGACAAAAUCACAGGGCUGGAAGUUAAUCUUCUGCUUAAUCCAAAAGAUGAGCAAGUCACAUCCAUUCGUGGUGCAACUAAUGUGGAUGAAGGUUUGAUUCCCACAGUUCCCCCUCCCCAGUCAGCGGUUAAGGAGGAGGAUGAAAGUCCGGUUGCUGCAGCUCCCCUUUCUCAGCCAGCAGUUAUGGAGGAGGAUAAAAUUCCGGUUGCUGCAGUUUCCCUUUCCCAAUCAGUGGUCAAGGAGGAUCAGAAACCAGUUGCUGCCAGUCCCCUUUCCCCGUCAGUGGUCAAGAAGGAAUAUCAGAAACCACCUGUUGCCAUUCCCCUUUCGCAGUCAGUGAUUAAGGAGGAUGAGAAACCAGUUGCUUCCACUCCUCUUCCCUUGUCAGCAGUUAUGGAGAACAUUCCCAAACAUACACAUAAUGCUCCCUCUGGGGAGAGGCCUCCAAAGAAGCUGAAAUUGCCCCAAGAAGUUACAGUUCAGAACAUGCCCCCAGCUGUUCCUGACAAAAGACCUUCGGAACUAACAUCAAGACAAACUGACAGAAGCAGGUGGUUCAAAAUUCCAUGGGAUGACAGGCUACGGAUUGCUGAUGAGCAGGGGACACUAGUAUAUAUUCAAAAUCUUGAUAUUCAGUUUGGAGCUGCUGACAUAGAGGAGCUCAUUCACGAGGCAUUACAGCUAAAUUGCAUUGCAAAGCCCAUUAACCACCCCACUUAUGAUGAUCCAAACAAUGGAAAAGCAUAUGCUAUAUUCAGAACUAAAAGUGCUGCUGACAGAGCUAUUUCAGAAAUCAAUUCAGGCUUGGUAGUGGGUGGAAGACCUCUUUACUGCAGCAAAGGGUUACUCAAGGUUCCAAAACCUGCAGGAACUCUUGUUGGCCACUUGUCCAUGUAUAAUAUUAAAAUUACUCAGAAGCAGCGAGAAGAGCAGAAGAAGGCUGUAUCAACCUCACAUUGUUCUCAACCCAACACAAUUGAGUAUGACUUGGCGUUGGACUGGAUGCUUGCCCGAGAAAAGCAAGAGAGAAAAUUUAGGAUACUUCACAAGUGGCAUAAAGAUGGCAGGAAGGCGUUCGCAAGUAUGGGCAGUAAGAAUACAAAGAUAGGGAAGUAGGAGGCUGUUUUUUUCGUGCAAUAUCAGAUGCACUUCUUAAUUAUCAUCAAUCAGAGCUUGGUGCGUCAUUCCCAGAAGCACCAUGUAUCUGCAAGCACUUCUUAAUUAUCAUCAAUCAGAGCUUGGUGCGUCAUUCCCUGAAGCACCUUGUAUCUGCAAAUUCUUUUCUCCGUGGAAGAGGGUUGUGCACAGAAGGCCUAUGUUUCGGUUCCAGUCAUUGACAUUGGGGGGACUAACUGCACCGCGUCGUGACUGCUGAUGUUUAUUCAUGUUAGGAAUGGAAAGGGAAAACAACCUCAGGACAUAGCUUUAGAAAAUCAGAGUAGCUCUAGGCAGAAGUAGCUCCUCGCAGCAAAUUUGGUAGCGCUAGGUUAAUGUAUGCUAAUAUCCUUACCGGUUGAAGGUAUGUCAGGGUACCAGUGAUGCGCAUCUCAUCUGCUGCACCUUGGGUGGCAAUUUAUGGUAUGCAUAUAUUUUCAAGUGUGUGGCUUGGUUAUCCCAUUCAUGGGCUUGUUUAUAAGGCUUCAGUGCCGGUUUA